Messenger RNA from Pieris rapae (cabbage white), 1261 nucleotides. RefSeq lists its product as uncharacterized. Lineage: Eukaryota; Metazoa; Arthropoda; Insecta; Lepidoptera; Pieridae. The record is from RefSeq and is a predicted model, not a curated record. The transcript has a single exon. Bases 161 to 838 code for a protein of 225 amino acids.
AUCAAAUGUCAAUUGUUGUGAUGUAGUAGGUAAACAGCAAAUUUUUUAUUUUUACAAUAAUUAUUUUCUUUUGUAGCUUUUUCUGUUAAUUUUAAUCAGUUUUUAAUUUUUUUAUUGUGUAGUGAUAGUACUUUUUGUUUUAUAAAAGCCAAAGAUAAAGAUGACUCUUAUUGGAAUAUUUUCUGGCGUAUUUUUGUUUCUGCCCUUUUCAAACAUUGUGUACUCCGAAAAAAUUGUAACUACUUCAAAAGAUAUUAAAUUACUUCCCACCUUACCACAGCAAUUGAACAAAACAUUAUUAAUUGCGAGUGAGGGUGGCCCUCUAACAAACACAACAGUGACAUUACCAAAAGAAAAUAACUCUAUGGUAAUAAAUUUAGAUACAGAUCUAGUGAAAAAUAAAACCAAUUCGGUAGUUCCACGAAAAGGUGUAAAAUACCACCUAACAAGUAAUGAACAAGAUUCACUUUCUAGUGGUGAUAUGAUCACGCUAGAUGAAAGUUCCAAUUUAACAAAUACUCUUAAACCUAUUUCAAACAAUAGUGGGUUGCAAAUAGAAGAAAAGAAUAAUAAAAGUAUAGUACAUAAGCCAACUGUACUUUCAUCACAAAUUUUGGACAAGUUGAGUGAAAACCUUGAAUUCCAACCAGAUGCCAAAGUAAAAAAGAUGCAUGAUAAUAGUCACCCUGAUCUUGUUAUGCCUAUUGUAAUAACUAUAUUAGUUGUACCAAUGUUUGCUGUUGUUGGAUACAUGGCUCUAAAAAGAGGUCAAGAAGCCUGGAAAAACCGACAUUAUAAAAGAAUGGAUUUUCUAUUGGAUGGAAUGUACAAUGAUUAAUAUCUAAGGAUCCAUCCAUUUUUUUUAUUUAUGUUAAAAUGAAAUUGAUUGUGAUUUUAGUGAUUAUUUUGGGGAGUGACCUACUCUACAAGUUGUGUUACUAUUAUAGUUAAUAAUAAUGAAUGUCUCUGUGUAAUAUGAUAUUGCAUUUUGUGACUAAUGAAAAAAAUUAUACAGAUUUAAGGUAUAAGCAAUAAAUGGUGCUGUAUUUGUAAAAUAUAUUGUGAUAAAAGAAUUUUUAUGAUGUCUGUGUUCAGAUUUCUGUUGAACAUUGACCAACUGCUGACAUGGCUCUUAUACAUACACCAGCAGCAAUAAAUUAAAAUACACAUUUUACAGUCCACUGGCAGCCUGUUUAUAUUGUACACAUAUUUUGUUUGUCUUCCAAUAUAUUUGUAUUCAUAACUUUACUAAGGAUUAUGU